Messenger RNA from Mytilus californianus (California mussel), 1409 nucleotides. Its product is annotated as tetraspanin-9-like. Gene Ontology annotation, cellular component: membrane. The coding region runs from base 169 to 1077 and encodes 302 amino acids. The transcript is spliced from 8 exons. Lineage: Eukaryota; Metazoa; Mollusca; Bivalvia; Mytilida; Mytilidae. The record is from RefSeq and is a predicted model, not a curated record.
GCAUUGAUUUGUAUCAAAUUAUUGUGUUAUAAUGUGCGAUUUUCUGAAAAUGAAAGUAACGAAGCGUUAAGGCUAAGUUUUUGCUUUAACUUAAAAUUUCAAAGAUUGGAGUCAGUAGGAAAACUUCAUUCAUGACAAGAAGUGAAGAAGAGAGCAAUACAUAUCAAGAUGCGUUUAACAUGUCUUGGACGUACUUUCGUGACUUUUUUCAAUAUAAUUUUCAUGUUCUAUAGCUUUUCCUUGAUAGCUGUAGGUGUUAUUGCCAAAAUAGCUUCGGAUAUUGGUAUUAUAAAGGGAAUUGAAGAUCAAGUUAAAGAAUUUUUAAAUUCUACGACUGUGAAUAUUGGAACUUCAAACAAUGGAAUCAACGAUUGGUCCAUUACUGAGCAUUUGAAUGGGAUAGCCCUGAUAUUCAUUAUUUCUGGUUGUGUUUUAUUUUGCUUGUCGUUUUGUGGUUGUUGUGGAGCCUUGUGCAAUUCUAAAACAUCAAUGACUAUCUACGCCAUGAUAAUAAUAGUAAUGUUCGUUGGAGAAAUUAUUGUGGUUAUUUUACUGUAUGCUGCUCCAGACACGAUUCAAGGUGCUAUAAAGGAUGUUUUAUUUGAGUCAUUGAAAAACUAUGAAGGGCUGGGAAACUUUGAUGCUACAACACUUGGAUGGAUGUUUUUCAUGAAAGAGAUGAACUGUUGUGGUGUUAAUGGGUAUUGGGAUUUCAGUAUAACACACACAGAUAACUGGAGAAAACCUGGAUUAGUGAGCACUGACCUAGAUGCACCCAUCGUAUGCUGUGUUACAGAGCCACCAAGUCCUUCUGACGCUGAUACCAGCUGUGCUCGCGAAGAAACCCUCGAUAUCCACACACAGGGAUGUUUUAAUGCAGUAUGGGACGUUCUAAUGGGCAACUCAAUGUAUACCGGAAUAGUGUUUUCUGUGGCAUUUGUUUUCCAGUUGUUGCUGAUUAUAUUUUCAUGCAUUUUGAUAGCCGGAAAUAAGGAGAAGAGCAAACUGGCGGGAGCUUGUCGGUGGAUAAGAUUACUCCUGAAUUGUUUUGCUUGUUUAGCACAACACUUGGAAUAAUUGUUAUCAAAAUAUUUCUAAUUUGUUUUAUAUUUUGUUGUAUUUUGACGAGAGUAUAGUGCUUUUUCAACUGAUAUGAUUCUAUUUGUAUUAUAUAUUUAAAUCAUAUUUAGCUGAGGGAGGAUUUCCAACGAAUUUGACAAUGUUUUUUCCGGUCAAUAUGAUGUAAAAUACUAUUAAACAGACUUGUUUUCUGGUCCGACAAGCAACCUUGUCUUUAAAUACACAUAUGAGGGAAAAAGUAUUGAUGAUGAUAGUUAUUAUUAACCAUGCAUUGUUUUGAGUUACAAAAGAUACCACAGAAUCUUCCCAUAAAAUUAACUGUCAUAAAA